UUUUUCUCAAUUGUUAGGCGUGAGUUUGAGAGGACUGGAAAAGUUCGACCGCGCAGUAUUUAAGUUACGUCUAAGCAAUGGCAACUGGGAGUUCGGGUGAUAGCUACUAUUGCCACUCCUGCGAAGCUGAGGUCGUCCCAAACUUGCAGGUUAUUUUAAAAUAACGUUCGCUAAUUAUUGUUCAGGACUUUACAUGCUCAGCGUGUCACUCAGGUUUCAUUGAAGCAAUUAGCCCAGGAAGUGGUUUAUCAUCGAAUCCAACAGAAUUAGAUGCAAUGCAGAUGAUAGGUCAGCUAUUUGGAGGUUCGCUUAGCGAUAAUUUUGUUCGCUAUUUUGCAGCACCUAGAGAUGAUCUUAGUUCAACAGAUGAUGAGUCAUUAGAAAGGGAAAGUUUAUCUAGAAGGUCGCGACGAUCGACAAGAAAUUCAAAUCAUAGGUCGACACGAGAACGUGUGUAUACUCGUGUUCCUGAUGGUCGUCAUGCUUUUUCCACUCGUAUCCAGUUAUCAAGUGUGGAUCAUCCAUUCAGAUUGCCAUUCUUAUCAAACUUCGGAUCAGCUGAUGGAGAUAUGCAAAAUUUUGUUUUUAAUAGAGCUAUGUUUGACCAGUUUAUCACUGUGUUAAUGAAUGAGUUACAAGUGGGUCCGCCACCCGCGCCAGAAUCAGCCAUUGCAGACUUACCUACAACUAGUUUGACUGAAGAACAAGCAUUAAAGUUGGGUAUUUGUUCAAUUUGCUUCGAUGAUUUCAAAGAAUCCGAAUCAGUUAUCAGACUACCAUGUGCUCACACCUACCAUCAAACUUGUGUUACAACAUGGUUAAAACAGCACGGAACUUGUCCAGUUUGUCGAAAGGAUUUAUCCGGACAUGAUACUUCACGAUAUGAGGAUCCAGCUCCAAACUUAACAGGAAAUAGUAAUGGUUCAAGCUCUUCCACUUCUUAGUCUUCAUUAUUCUUUCAAUUUUUUUAAAAUAAAUAUAAAACCGUGAAUUAUAUUCAUUAAAUUUGUCUAUUUUCACACAAACACUUCAGAAACAAGCCAGCUAUACAUAUAUAUAUCCCUCCAGUAAACUGUCGUCGAAGUGUAUCAGCGAGAUGCUGUAUAGUUUCACCAUUUUCUCUUUUUUCCUGUCUCUUCCCAUUGUGUAGCAUAUUUUUUUCCUUGUGUAUGUAUGAUGAACCCAACCAGCCCUGUGUUAAUUUGUGUUUGAUAAUUUUUUCCCUGUUUCUUCCGAAAUCCAACUUUUCUAUUAAGAUUUAUUUUUACCAAGAUUGUUGCAUUAUCUUACCCAAUUAAUUUCACACUGACUAUUAAAUGCAUCCAUCUUUGUUUUUUUUCAUUAUUAUUAUUGUUCUUUUAUUCACCAGCUUCGUGAUAUGACUACUACUUGCUUUCUAAGCCCCACUCCACCUUUUUGCAAAAAUAAAAGUAAAUACCCAGAAGAGGGUUUUUCAUAUUUCUCUACUUGUAUUGUAGUAAUUGUCACUUAAUUAUCAAUCAAUAAAAAUAAAAUGACGAAACGAUUUUUCCUUUGGUUCAGUUUGAUUGAUUAUUUCAUCCGCUUUUUCAAUUCUCAUUUCAUUAUGUUGUCAAUUACUAUUGCGUAUCACAGCAUGGAUAUACAGUUAAGUAUUAUUGAAAUUUCAGUUCAGUAUCUAUGUCAUAUGAAGAAAACUUGAGUAUAUAUAAAAAUAAUUGCCUUAUUAAAUGUUUCCACAAUUCCUAUAAUUUAUACUUUGUUCAAGAUUUAUUUUGAUUCCUUGCUUCUUUAAACAAUCCGUAAAGGGACUUGAGAUUUAUUUGAUUACCCUGUCCCAAAAUAAAUCAAUCUGACUGGACAUGUCAAUAAUAAAGGUUGGUAGAAAUAUUCCUGCACCCUUUCAUGUUUGACUAUCAGUCUCAGUCCUCAUUAUUGUAUUAGAGGACUCCACUACUCAGUAUUGUUUCGUCACUAAUCAGCUUUUCUGUCAAUAUAUUUGUGCUCUAUUUUCAUUAAAUGGACCAAAUCCGGUUUAACCAUAAAUGUGUAAUCUAUGUCUUCAAUAGAACACACGUUUGUGAAUGAUUGAGGUGCAACUUGCACCUUAUCACCAGUCUGGUAUCAUAGACCAAUGGUUGUUAAUUUUCAACUUGAAUUUGUUUAACUAGGACAAAGUUUAUUUGGUAAGUUACUCGAUUUAAAUUUACACUCAUCCGAUUUAUUGUGACACAUGAACUUCACUUACAUUCCAUUCUACUUUUUGUUGGGUUUCGAAUAUGUCAAGUGCAAUGUUCUUCAGUACAACACAAUGAUCAGUCUACGUUCCUUAAUAUAACAUUUAAAGGAAUGAAUAGUUGGUCGAUCAUCUGAUUCCUUCGGAAUUAAUAGAAGACUUAACUCCUACUUAUACUCUGGUUGGAAUUAUUAUAAAGACUAACCCUUAAAAUUGGGUACUAGUGUGGUAACCUUCUGUGUUAUUUACCUCAUGACAGUACUGACCAACAUCAGUGCUUUCUAAUCAAUAGUACAGUCCCUGAUUUCCCAGACACUUGUUACUGCUAAGGGAAUAGCCAUAUCGCGAGUGCAGAUCUUAACAUAUAAACUAAGACUGACAAUUACUAUUACUACUUAAUACGAGUCGGUUACAUUUUCUCCUUGUGACUCCCUUUGAGUAGUAGUAGGUAUUACGGCUAAUUAUAUUCAAGUUAUUUGUUUUUGCCCUUGUAUACUAAAAUUCUUUCACAUAUUGUCCUUAACACAAAGGGAGCUAUAUAGUAUUGUAUUCAUGAGUUUUAGUUCCUUUUUUCAGGAAUAAUUUCACAUGUUACUUCAGUGAUAGUUAUUUUUAAAUUAUACAAUAGUAAUAAUAAGUUUACUUAACUGAUGAGCAACUGAG
This is a messenger RNA of Schistosoma rodhaini, 2878 nucleotides long. The record is from the annotation of a GenBank genome assembly. NCBI's taxonomy places the organism in Eukaryota, Metazoa, Platyhelminthes, Trematoda, Strigeidida, Schistosomatidae.